AUGGCCGCCGGUGCGGGGCUGGCGCUGCUGGCGGCGCUGCUGGCGGCGGCCGGUGCCGAGCGGAGCCGGGAGGUGAGCGGGGGCACCGGGGGUACCGGGGGUACCGAGGGUAUUGGGGGUACCGGGGGGUACCGGGACCGAGCGGAGCCGGGGGGUGAGCGGGGGCACCGGGGGUACCGGGAAUACCGGGAGUACCGGGACCGAGCGGAGCCGGAAAGUACCGGGGGGUACCGGGAAGUACCGGGGGGUACUGGGGGGGGUACCGAGGGUAUUUGGGCUACCGGGGGGUACCAGGGCCGAGUGGAGCCGGAAAGUGAGCGGGGGUACCGGGAGUACCGGGAACUCUUCGAGUUCAGCGAGGCCAAAGCUCCUUCGGGGGAGCUCUUCUACCCCGCCUAUGACCUGGCGGAGUUCUCCUGGGACAGCCUCCGCCUGAACCGCACGGCGCUGACGGCCGAGCUCCGCGGGGCGCCGGCCGCCGACCCCGGCGGGGCCUUCUCCAACGGCAGCCUGGCGUUCCGGCUGACGGCCUACAGCUCCGCGGGCCGCGCGGCGCGGCUGCCGCGGCUGCUGCACAGCGCCGAGAGCUGCCAGCUGCAGUUCCUGCUGGCCGGGGUGGCUCCCCGCGGGAACGGCUCCCGCUUCCUGCUGCAGCUGGCCACGGUGGAGGCGCCGGGGGCGGCCCGCAGCCUGCGCUCCCGCAGGUCCAUCGACGACGAGUACACGCCCAGCAUCUUCCAGGUGCUGUCCCUGCUGGCUCAGCCCCACAACAGCAGCUCCGUUUUGGGAUUCCUGCAGUGGAAAGCCACGGCCUACGGCUCCCCCAGCCCCCGGCGUGAGGACGGCAUCCAGUGCAGGGCUGGGGGGCUGCAGGUGGCCAACGGGACCCUGCCCAUGGCCAGCGUGGUCCAGGCUUAUUUUGGGGAGAGUUUGGGCAGCAGCUGCACCAUCAGCGCCCUCAACGUGUCCUUUGGGGGUGAGGAGGGAGAGGUGUACCAGGAGAAGAGGUACCUCAGCUGGUCGGUGCUGCUGGGUUUCGGGGAGCCCCCCAGGGACACCUUCUCCCCCCUGGUGAUCUCCAUCGCCGCCGUGGCGCUGGGCACCCCGCUGGCCAUGCUGCUGCUGGGCAGCUGCCUGCUGCUGCUGGCACGGAGGCGACGCUACUCCGAGUACGAGCCCAUCAACUGAGGGGGCACCGAGACCCCCGGGACCCUCCCCUUCCCGUCCCAGUGUGAGCCCAUCAACUGAGGGGGCACCGAGA
Lonchura striata (white-rumped munia) is the source of this 1261-nucleotide messenger RNA. The record is from RefSeq and is a predicted model, not a curated record. Lineage: Eukaryota; Metazoa; Chordata; Aves; Passeriformes; Estrildidae.